Messenger RNA from Scatophagus argus, 6479 nucleotides. Its product is annotated as plexin-A2-like. Gene Ontology annotation, cellular component: semaphorin receptor complex. Gene Ontology annotation, biological process: negative regulation of cell adhesion; semaphorin-plexin signaling pathway involved in axon guidance; regulation of GTPase activity. The transcript has 32 exons. Gene Ontology annotation, molecular function: semaphorin receptor activity; protein binding. The coding region runs from base 413 to 6148 and encodes 1911 amino acids. The record is from RefSeq and is a predicted model, not a curated record. Lineage: Eukaryota; Metazoa; Chordata; Actinopteri; Scatophagidae.
GGCCGCCUCUUACAGAAAAUGAUCAAUCCCUGAACGAGGUGGGAGGGUCACUUGAUACCGGCUCUCUCUCAGCGGCUGUCGGAGAGAUGCUCACUGCUGUCCAGAUGACUUCACGGGUUGUGCGUCGCGGGAGCUCGUAGAAUAAAUUAACCGGCAGUUCAUCUCGCUGUAUUUGCCGUCCACACACAUCCACGGACUGACCGACUGAGACGCGGGACAUCCCCCAGCAAAAAUAACCGGCGAAAUAACCGGAUCUGCGCUAUUCAUGAAUGAGUCUCCCCUUCUUUCAAGAAAUAUGUGAAGAUAACAAAACCGAACUUCAGCUCAUCUUUUGCUGCGCAAUCUUGCUCUUUGCUGACACACGAUCGCAGGUGUUUUGUCUGAGCUCGGUAUUUUUUGGAGCCCUGUGGGAAUGGGAACGUGCCUGGAUAAAGGAUGGACUUACUGCGGCCUCACUAAAGGUCAUGGUCGUCUUAAGGUCAUGUCAUGGCCUCUGGCAGUGUGGCUAUUGACUCUAAUUUCUGUGAAUCAAAAGACGACUGCUGGACAGACUCUGAACGCCUUCCAGUCGGAGAGGAAGGAAUGGUCGUUGAACCACCUGACUGUACAUCAGUCUACUGGGGCUUUGUAUGUUGGAGCUGUCAAUCGAAUCUACAAGUUGUCAGCCAAUCUCACCCUCCUAGUGUCCCAUGACACAGGACCAGAGUAUGACAACAAAGCAUGUUAUCCUCCACUGAUUGUCCAGCCCUGUUCUGAGCCACUUGCCUCCACUGACAACGUCAACAAAUUGUUGCUCAUCGACUACUCUCAUAAUCGACUGCUAGCCUGUGGCAGUCUCUACCAAGGCGUCUGCAAGCUGAUGAGGCUGGAUGACUUGUUCAUCCUUGUGGAGCCCACACACAAGAAAGAACACUACCUAUCCAGUGACAACCAAACAGGUACUAUGUAUGGGGUUGUGGUGCCUUCACAGGGUCAGGAUGCGACUCUAUACAUCGGCACGGCUGUUGGUGGAAAACAGGACUACUUCCCGACUAUAUCCAGCCGCAAGCUGCCUCGUGACCCAGAGUCUUCUGCCAUGCUGGACUACGAGCUUCACACUGACUUUGUUUCUUCUCUCAUUAAAAUCCCCUCUGACACACUGGCUCUUGUUCCACAUUUUGACAUCUACUACAUCUACGGUUUCGCCAGUGGCAGCUUUGUCUACUUCAUGACUGUCCAGCCGGAGACGCCUGAGAAUGGGAUGCCUGCUGGCAGCUCCCCUGGCGACCUGUUUUACACCUCUCGCAUCAUCCGCCUCUGCAAAGGUGACAAGAAGUUCCACUCAUAUGUGUCACUUCCUGUGGGGUGCAUACAUAGAGGCGAGGAAUACCGUCUGCUGCAAGCGGCUUACCUGUCGAAGGCUGGCAGGGUUCUGGCAAAGUCACUCAACAUCAGCGCCCAGCAGGACGUGCUUUUUGCCGUGUUCUCCAAAGGACAGAAGCAGUGCCAUGACCCUCCAGAUCACUCUGCUCUCUGCGUCUUCACCAUACAAGACAUCAACACACGCAUCAAAGAGCGGCUGCAGUCCUGCUACCAGGGAGAGGGAAACCUGGAGCUGCAUUGGCUGCUGGGAAAGGAUGUGCAGUGCACCAAGGCGCCUGUUCCUAUCGAUGAUCACUUCUGCGGCCUGGAUAUAAACCAGCCCCUGGGGGGCUCCCAGCUGGUGUCGGGUCAGACGGUGUACACCGAGAGCAGGGACAGGCUGACCUCUGUCACCUCCUACGUCUACAAUGGCCACAGUGUGGUCUUCCUGGGAACCAGGAGUGGACGGCUGAAGAAGAUCAGAGUGGACGGUCCUCUGGAGGGAGGAGUACUGUACGAGACAGUGACCGUGAUGAAGGAUAGCAGCCCCAUCCUCCGGGACAUGGCCUUCUCCCUGGACAGGAGCUCUCUCUAUGUCAUGUCUGACAAUCAGGUGGCUCAGGUGCCUGUGGAGGCCUGUGAGCAGUAUGGCACAUGUGCAGAGUGUCUGAGCUCUGGUGACCCCCACUGUGGCUGGUGUGUCCUGUAUAACAUGUGCUCCAGAAGGGAUCGCUGUCACAGGGCGGAGGAGUCCUUCCAUUUCGCCACUGACAUUGACCGCUGUGUGAAGGUUAUCGCUCACCCGGACAGCAUUGCUGUAUCAGCACAUAGUGUCCCUCUUCUGCUGGAGGUGAAUAAUGUUCCAGACCUUUCUGCUGGAAUCACCUGUUCAUUUGGCCAGCAGGCCCAAAUGGAGGGUCACGUCAAUGGGAACAGGGUUAUGUGUCUGUCCCCAGCUGGGAAGGAGGUCCCUCAGAUACCACAAGGACAAGACUGGGCUGGCGUAGAGCUUCGUCUGAACUCAAAGGAGACCGGUCAAAUGGUCGCUAGCACAGAGGUGAAGUUCUACAACUGCAGCACACAUAAAACGUGUCUGUCCUGUGUAAACAGUACGUUUCGCUGUCACUGGUGUAAAUAUCGCAACCUGUGCACCCAUGACCCCAGCAGCUGUUCCUUCCAGGAGGGCAGAGUCAACGCCUCAGAGGACUGCCCUCAGCUCCUUCAUUCUGGGGAAAUUCUCAUUCCAGCCGGUGAGGUCCGACCGAUCACACUGAGGGCCCGAAACCUUCCCCAGCCGCAGUCGGGCCAGCGGGGCUACGAGUGCGUGGUGCACGUGCAGGGUGUCAGCCACCGUGUCACUGCGCUGCGCUUCAACAGCACCAGUGUGCAGUGCCAGAACAGCUCGUACAUGUAUGAGGGUGUGAAGAUCAGUGACCUGGCAGCGGACCUCUCCAUAGUAUGGAACGGCAAUUUCAUCAUCGACAAUCCCGAGAAGAUUAAAGUGCACCUCUACAAGUGCAGCGCCCAGCGGGACAGCUGUGGCAUGUGUCUGCGGGCGGACAGGAAGUUCCAGUGUGGCUGGUGUAGCGGCGAGGGCCGAUGCACCAUGAGGCAGCACUGUCCUCCCAUCUCCCCCUAUGCUAGCCGCUGGCUGCACCUUUCCACCAGGAAUGUCAAGUGUACAAACCCACGCAUUACUGAGGUGAGCCCAGUGGCAGGACCCUUGGAGGGAGGCACACUGGUCACCAUCCAAGGCCUGAACCUGGGUCUGUCCUUUUCUGAGCUGGAAGGCAACGUGGAGGUGGCGGGUGUGCAGUGCACCCCACAGGAGAUGGGAUACAUCACUGCAGAACAGAUUGUGUGUGAAAUGGCCUCAGCUACCAAAGGAAGCGCACCAGGCCCGGUUAAGCUGUGUGUUGGCGAGUGCAGACCAGAACUACGCGCACAGUCUUCCCAGCUCUACUCCUUUGUGACCCCUUCGAUGCUGGCCCUUACCCCUGGCAGAGGGCCUGAAUCUGGGGGCACCAAGGUCACUAUUGUUGGGGAGAACCUGGGUGCUGGAAGUACUGUUAAAGUGUACUUUGGUAGCCAGAUCUGUGAGCUGUACAGAAGGACCAUGUCAGAGAUUGUGUGCUUCUCCCCACCGUCUGUGACAAGAGCCGGACCGGUGCAAGUCAGUUUGAGUGUCGACCGGGCCAGAGUUCCUGGGAAUUUGGCCUUUGAGUACAUAGAAGACCCCACAGUCCAGCGCAUUGAACCCCUGUGGAGCAUUACUAGUGGACACACCACCCUGACAGUGACUGGAACCAACCUGGAUGUAGUUCAGGAGCCGCGCGUCAGAGUCAAAUAUGGCGGCCAUGAAUCUGUCAAUGUGUGCAAAGUGGUGAAUACAACCACCAUCAGCUGCUUCGCGCCCUCGCUGAAGUCGGAGUACAUGGCUGACCAGGAGACAAUCAAACACGUGGACGAGUUUGGCUUCGUCUUCAACAACGUCCAGGCUCUGCUCACUUACCACAACACGAGCUUUGUCUACUACCCCAACCCUUACCUGGAGCCACUCAGUCUGACAGGUGUCCUGGAGCAGAAACCUGGCGCUCCAAUCAUACUCAAAGGACGUAACCUGGUGCCAUCUGCAUCUGGCGGAGCCAGGCUGAAUUACACGGUGCUGAUUGGAGAUACGCCCUGUUCCCUCACUGUGUCUGACACUCAGUUACUCUGUGAGCCACCAAACCUCACCGGGCAGCACAAAAUCCUGGUCCAAGUAGGAGGACUCCACAUCUCUCCAGGAGAAGUUCACAUCCGGUCUGACAGCCUGCUCACUCUUCCUGCCAUCUUCAGCAUCGCAGCUGGAGGAGGGCUGCUCCUCAUCAUCGUCAUUAUAGUCCUGCUGGCCUACAGACGGAAGUCACACGAGAACGACCUCACUCUGAAGCGCCUGCAGAUGCAGAUGGACAAUCUGGAGUCCAGAGUGGCCCUGGAGUGCAAGGAGGCCUUUGCAGAGCUGCAGACAGACAUCAACGAGUUAACGAGUGAUCUGGACCGAGCCGGCAUCCCCUACCUGGACUAUCGGACUUAUGCCAUGAGGGUUCUCUUCCCCGGCAUCGACGAUCACCCCGUGCUCAGAGAGCUGGAGGUGCCGGGGAGUGGACAGACGAAUGUGGAGAAAGCCUUGAAGCAGUUUGCUCAGCUGGUGAAUAACAAGGUUUUCCUGCUGACAUUCAUCCGUACACUGGAGCUGCAGCGUUCCUUCUCUAUGCGUGACCGUGGCUACGUUGCCUCGCUUAUCAUGACUGCUCUGCAAGGACGGCUCGAGUACGCCACAGACAUCCUCAAACACCUCCUGUCAGAUCUCAUAGAACGCAACUUGGAGAGCAAGAACCACCCCAAACUACUCCUCCGGAGAACAGAGUCAGUGGCGGAGAAGAUGCUGACAAAUUGGUUUGCCUUCUUGCUCCACAAAUUUCUCAAGGAGUGUGCUGGCGAGCCUCUCUUCAUGCUGUUCUGUGCCAUCAAACAGCAAAUGGAGAAGGGACCCAUAGACUCCAUCACUGGAGAGGCACGCUAUUCCCUCAGUGAGGACAAACUCAUUCGACAGCAGAUUGAAUACAAGACGCUGAUACUGAGCUGUGUGAACCCGGACAAUGAGAACAGCCCAGAAAUCCCCGUCAAGGUGCUCAACUGUGACACCAUUACCCAAGUAAAGGAGAAGAUCCUGGAUGCGGUGUACAAGAACAUGCCCUAUUCGCAGCGACCACGGGCUGCAGACAUGGAUCUCGAAUGGCGACAGGGCAGAACAGCACGCGUGGUCCUGCAGGACGAGGACAUCACCACCAAGAUAGAAAAUGACUGGAAGAGACUUAACACACUCAUGCACUACCAGGUGUCUGAGCGCUGUGUGGUGGCCUUGGUGCCCAAACAGAUGUCCUCCUUCAACAUUCCUUCUUCAGCCAGCUUCCCACGCAGCAUCAGCAGAUACGGUGUGGAUGUACCCUUCCGCUCCACACCCACCAGCCCAGACAGCCCCCACUCCCGUGUGCCCAUGCUGACCCCUGACCUGGAGAGUGGGGUCAAAGUUUGGCACUUAGUCAAGAACCACGACCACGGGGAUCAGAAAGAGGGCGAGCGUGGCAGCAAGAUGGUGUCUGAGAUCUACCUGACAAGGCUGCUAGCAACAAAGGGUACACUGCAGAAGUUUGUGGACGACCUGUUUGAGACCCUGUUCAGCACUGUGUGUCGGGGCACAGCGCUUCCUCUAGCAAUCAAGUACAUGUUUGAUUUCCUGGAUGAGCAGGCUGACCGGCACGGCAUCCAUGACAUGGACGUUCGUCACACCUGGAAGAGCAACUGCCUGCCCUUGCGAUUCUGGGUAAACGUGAUCAAGAAUCCCCAGUUCGUGUUUGACAUUCAUAAAAGCAGCAUCACGGAUGCCUGCCUGUCCGUUGUGGCCCAGACCUUUAUGGACUCCUGCUCAACUUCUGAACAUCGUCUGGGCAAAGACUCGCCUUCCACCAAACUACUGUAUGCCAAGGACAUACCACAUUACAAAAGCUGGGUAGAAAGGUACUAUGCUGACAUCAACCGCCUGCCUGCCAUCAGUGAUCAGGAUAUGAAUGCCUAUCUGGCUGAACAGGCUCGCCUUCACUCCAGUGAGUUCAACAUGCUCAGUGCCCUCCAUGAGAUCUACGCUUACGUCAGCAAGUACAGCCAAGAGAUCAGUGAGGCACUGGAGCAGGAUGAACAGGCCCAGAAGCAGAGGUUGGCGUACAAAGUGGAGCAGAUCAUCUCAGCCAUGUCUACAGAGAGCUGAGACACACACACACCCACACACAUACAGUAUGCACACACUAUAACAAUGACACAAAUACUUUCUCACACACACUGCAGACAUAAUGGACCUACUGUAUAAACAAACAGACAAUACUUUGCAUACACAAAGAUAUACGACCACAAUUCCAGAAAACUGGGGUGCUGUGUAAGACAUAAGUAAAACCAGAUUACAAUCAUUUACUGUCAAUGAGUUUAUGAAGUGUUUCAGAGCCCAUGUAGCCUCAUCCUUGCUUGUGAAUGAGUGAGCCUUUUGAGGACGCUUCCUCCAUACCCAGUCAUGAUAUUAUCACCUGCUACCAGCGAACCUGUUC